Gigantopelta aegis is the source of this 2293-nucleotide messenger RNA. RefSeq lists its product as uncharacterized. The transcript has 3 exons. Bases 54 to 488 code for a protein of 144 amino acids. NCBI's taxonomy places the organism in Eukaryota, Metazoa, Mollusca, Gastropoda, Neomphalida, Peltospiridae. Gene Ontology annotation, biological process: regulation of synaptic transmission, cholinergic; positive regulation of voltage-gated potassium channel activity; sleep. The record is from RefSeq and is a predicted model, not a curated record.
ACCCAUUUCCUGUCAAAUACAAGUCUCGGGCUCGGAGCGCAAGGGACGACAACAUGAAAGUUUUGUUAAUCUGUUUCGCUUUAGCGGCAGGCUUUAUUUUGCUAGAUUACACGCUGGCCAUCAAAUGUUUCGUCUGUAACUCGUACCAUCAACACGAUUGCGCCGACUGGUUCGACAACAUCACCCAGCACUUGACGCAGUGUUCGUCCGAACAUACAAUGUGUCGCAAGGUCAUUCAAGAAGCGUAUUACGAUGGGAAAUGGGAGACGCGCUAUAUUCGACAGUGUGCCGUUGGCGGAGUCAUCGGUCCUCGGGAAGGGCGAGUUUGCACGGACAGGUUCGGAACGUACCAGGUGUUGAUGAGAUAUUGCCACUGUGACAACCAAGACGGUUGUAAUGGCGGCGGUUCCAUGUCCGCCAUAUUGCCUCUCACCUUGACCUCUGGUGUGACUCUUUACAUGUUUCCAUGGCAUAUGUGGCGGUCUUGAUGGGUUUAAGAAUACAACAUCCAUUGGCAUUUCCAAAACAACAAAGAAUAUAUCGAGUCAUUUGUCUUUUGUUGUAUCAUUGGAAAACAUUACAAGAGUGUUUUAGAUUUAAAAAAAAUAUUACAAACACUGUUUCUCUCAUGGCAGUUCGUUUUUGGGGGUUUUAAUGGUUAUUAAAACUAAGACAAAAACACGUAAAAACCCCAUUAAAAUAGCAUUCCAAACUUUAACAUCAAAAUUGUAAUUAAAAAAAAAUGCCAGAUCCAAAUCUCAUUUCAUGUGUAAUUUUUAUAUUCAUAAUACUUUUUUAAUUAUAUUAUUUUAUAAGCAUAUAGUAUUUUCAUGAGUGAAUGUAUUGAUGGAUGCUGUGAUUUUUUAAAACUGUAUGUUCGUGUACAUUUGUUUGAGUGAAAAUGGUAUGUAUGGAAUUAUGUGUGUCGAGCGUUUAAUUUUGUAAAUACAUUUUUAAAUAAGAGACGUGACUGUUUUUAAAUAGAGAAACAUCAAAUCAUAGAUUUACAAAUAAGCGUAGUUUUAUACCGUUCAUCAUUUGUUAUCUAUGCAUGCAUGUAACUAAAACUUCGCCAGACCAUAUAGGUAGAUUUGAUGAAAAACUUUAUAACUGUAGCAUAAUUACAUUAUUACUAUCAUUAAGUGCCUGUGUAGUGUGGUGUUUGAAAGCGUCUAUCAGAUGGUGAGGGCGUGUCUGAAAGUUGUCUGUCGAGGGAUGUGGGCGUGUCAAAACACUAAUAUUACUAGUGUAUGAGAUGCACAUGGAUGUAUAACACAUCAUUGUAAAUAUAUCAUCGAUUCUUGUACGUAUAUAGCUGUUACAUAUUUAUGAUUGUAUUUUAAUUAGCUGUCUUAAUUCAGAUUACAUUUCAGUCUUUUGUAGAUGUACAUAAGUAAUAUUUUACGCAAAUUGUGGGUAAGACCCUUGAAAUGUCACUACAUUAUCUCAUUUUAGAAUAUUUUAUUUGUUUCGAGGAUGCCAUGUUUUACGAUGCCUCGUCUGCCGAAUUAUUCCGAAUAAGUACAUAGUGUUAGAUAUAAAAUGUAAAUAAACCAAACACAGAUUAUACUACAAAAAGUGAUCUUCCAUUUUGGUGUAACGUUUAAUGUAAUAUGAUUACUGUAUCUAUUGGACGCAAAUAUAACUAUAUAUAUAUACAUGUACAUUAUAAUAUUGUAACGUUUAAAACAUUUUGUUCUGGAAGCAUAAACAAAUAAAGUUCACCAGACUGAAAAUGACCAGAAGACAUGACAGUAAACUAAAAUCUCAUUCUGUACACAUUUUACAUUCCUAACAUUUGCUUUCAUUCUGUGGUCGACGCUAAUCACAACGCAUUUUGUAGAGGACACAUUGUCAGAAGCAUAUCUUUAACAUAGAGCAAUUGUAAAUUUAUGUGAAUACCGAAAUACCGGAAUACCAACAGUACAACCAUUUUAGAAUUCAUAUGUUGGUUUUUUUUCUUUUGUUUAAAAUGUUAUUGUAUAUUCGUUGUCUCCAAUCUGACUAAAUGAUUCUGUUGACAUAUCGCAUAUUUGCAUUUUAAAAUUCUUUACAUUUUAAAUACCAUUACUUGUCUUUUUUAAAGGACAGUUAAAUAUUUUGGUUUGUGUUCUUAACAAGCCUUAUUAGUAACACAAUGCUGGUUUUAUGCAUGUAAAUUGUACUUGAACAUAGAGCUGUAUUGUAUAUCUUCGAAAAAAAUUACAUGUAUGAUAUGUUAAUUGGUAGAACCUAUUUUUGUACAAAUGAAAUGGAACACAAUAUUUCAUACAUAAUAAACUGUUUUAUACAA